Messenger RNA from Podarcis muralis (Common wall lizard), 3667 nucleotides. The record is from RefSeq and is a predicted model, not a curated record. Lineage: Eukaryota; Metazoa; Chordata; Lepidosauria; Squamata; Lacertidae.
CCUGGAUUCCCCCAUUGCAGGGGGGUUGGACUAGAUGACCCUGGCGGACCCUUCCAAAUAUAAGAUCUGCAUAUAGGAUUGUGGCUUCAGUCUGCCCAAACCAGAACAACAGAGCGCACCCCUUUAAUGCACAACCCCCUCUGUCCGAGGUACUAUAAACAAAGCGGGAAAAAGCUCGGCUGGAAAAACAGCGGAAAAAAUUCUUCCACAUGCUUAUGCGAGUCCAUGCAUGCAAAAAUCCAGCGGCGUCCCGGCUGGCUCCCUCGGCGGCGCAAGACUGCGCGCCCGCGCAACCCGGUGAGGCGAAGCGUUCCAGAAAAAGGAGAGCGAGCGAGAGAGCAAGAGCCAGAAGGCUGCGACGGUCUCGCGCCUUCCUCGACUCACCUGAGCUGAGGCGCGCCAGUUCAGUACAUAGGUGGCUUCUGAAAUCCUAUUGAACUUUGCUGAAUUCAUUUCAUAUGGUGCCAUUCCAGAAAUAAAAGACCUCUGAGAAAGAAGUAGAGAGAAUGUGAAGAUUUCCAACUGAAUGUUCAUUCAAAGAAUUAGGUUUCUGAAGAUGGGUUACCUGAACCAAGAAAGUGGAGACCAUUGAUGUAUAGGAAAUGCACAGACCCCAUUUGGUUGAUGAUAUUCUUUCUCUUUUGGUCAGGUUUGAUGUUUAUAACUGGCUACGCUAUAACAGCUGGAGCUGCAGAAAGACUUGUGUUUGGAUAUGACAGCUAUGGAAACAUAUGUGGUCGGAAGAACACUCCUGUGGCCGGUGCACCAUUGUCGGGACAAGAUAUGACGGAUAAAAAAUUUGUUUUCUUUUUGAAUUCAUGUGAUUUGGAAAUAAAAAAUCUCAAAAUUAAUUCAACUGCAUUGUGUGUAUCGAGUUGUCCGCAGGAGCAGCUUUCUUCCUUGGAAGAAAUUCAAUUUUUUGCAAAGAAUAACGGUUCUUGCCUCUGUGUUUACAAUUUGAAUGUUACCAGUUGUACAUAUAGUUUCAAAACUGCUGAGCUUUGUCCUGCCUUACCAGUUCCGCCAAGUGUGUCUUUCCCAUUAUUUAAUCGAUGUGUUCCACGAAAUGCUAAGUGCUAUUCCCAGUUUGCUUCUGUACUGAUAAAUGUGGUUAAUGAAGUGGAUAUUUUUCAUCGGAUUCUGGGUGGGAUUAUGGCAGGAAGAGAUACAGUCAUAGGAUUGUGCUUCCUUGCACUAGCAUUCUCUAUAAUAAUCAUGUUAGCCUUCAGAUUCAUCAGCGUGCUUGUGAUCCAUAUUUUUCUUACACUACUUAUAUUUGGAUUAUUAUUUGUUUCAGGAAUCAUGUGGUGGCUGUAUUAUAAUUACACCAAUGAGCCCAGCAUAGAAUUGGAAACAGAAAAGGAAAACAUGAAAUUAUUGUUUGGAUUUGCUAUUUUAUCUGCAAUCAUUACGAUUAUUCUCAUUCUCCUGAUACUGAUAUUAAGGAAGAGAAUUCACCAAACUAUACAGCUCUUUCAUGUUGCCAAUAAAAUUAUUGGCAACGUCCCUUCUUUGUUCUGCCAGCCUCUUUGGACUUUUACAAUACUUCUUUUCUUCUGGGUGUACUGGGUGGCUGUGUUACUUAGCUUAGGCACUGCAGGCAAUGCCCAGGUUGUUUCAAGAGGUCAAGUGGAAUACAAUAUUCGGUUUGGCAUUCGAUACAUGUGGUGGUACCACUUAGUUGGGCUUAUCUGGACAAGUGAAUUCAUUCUAGCAUGUCAGCAGAUGACUGUGGCUGGGGCAGUGGUUUCUUACUUCUUCAACCGAAAUAAAAGUAAACCACCAAGUCAUCCAGUCCUGUCUUCCAUAUCAAUUCUUUUUUGUUAUCAUCUGGGAACAGUUGUGAAAGGGUCCUUUUUGAUCACAAUAGUGAGAGUCCCAAGGAUUAUUCUAUUGUCAAUUUAUAGCAUCCUGGAAAAAAAGAAGAAUACAUGUGCAAGAUGCAUAUUCAAAUGCUGCUGCUGCUGUUUCUGGUGCCUAGAAAGAGGCCUAAGAUGCUUAAACCAGAAUGCAUACACAGCAACAGCCAUAAAUGGGACAUACUUUUGGACCUCAGCAGAAGAUGCUGCUGUUAUUUUAUCAAAAAGUUCAGCUAAUGCCACAGCAAUCAGCUGCUUCAGUGACUUUGUUAUAUUUCUAGGAAAGGUGUUUGUGAUAUGUUUCACAGUUUUUGGAGGUUUGAUGGCAUUUAACUACAACCGUGAAUUACACGUUUGGGUAGUUCCACUGCUGCUGGUUGCUUUUUUGGCUUAUCUCAUCGCCCACAACUUCUUAUCAGUAUUUCAGACAAUAGUGGAUGCCCUAUUGCUUUGCUUUGCUGUUGACAGAGAAACAAAUGAUGGAUCUGCAGAGAAGCCUUACUUCAUGGACCAAGAAUUAAUGAACUUUUUGGAUCAGAGCAGCAAGUUUGCAGAGAACACACACGGAAAUAAAAAUAUCCUUCAUAACAAGGAAUAUGGCACAGAACUUCAGCCUAUGGCCAGAACUUGAGAUGGUUCUAAAAGUACACAGCAAAAUUCAGAUAAAAGUGAAGGUUACGAAUAUUUUGAGAUAAAUUAUCUCCUAAAUCAGUUUGUACCUCUUGCACUGGAAGAGAUGAUCAACUCACUCUAACUCUGUGAAAAACUAAAAAAAUCAUUAUGGUAUGGUUUUAUUGAAAUAGUAUUUAAAGAUGUUUUAUACUAAUUAUCAAAUCUGUAAGUUUUUUGCACUUCGACAUGAUAAAACUGUCUUUUUGGUAUAAAGCCCCUUAAGAAAGCACCAUGAAAUUGAUUCAGCAACUUUUAUAUAAAAGUAACUCACAAUUUACGUGCAUUUAAUUUGUGUGCAUUCAGUUUUAUGCACUUGGCAAAAAAACUGUAGAAAAAAAUUAAAUGGGGUUGGUGUCUGAGGAAAAGACUUUGGCAAUCCCACCUGCCAUUGAACCCAAUGUGUUUUUAUUACACUUGAUUUUGGCUUUGCAUCCUAUCCCUGGAAUGUAGGCACAGCGUAAGUUGGGAGUCACCUGUAUACAAUGCAGCCUGGAUAACAUCUAAACUGUGAAUAAUCAUGUCAUAGAUUAAGAAGCAGUGCUAGUUAGAGGGUCCCCUAUGGUAAGGAGUACGUUGUGGAAUCAUGUUAUCUAGGAAUUUUUGGUAAUGUUCAUAUGAUUAGGUUCCUUCCAUUGCAGUCCUUUAUGGAGAACAUUGUGCAUGUCCUAAAUUAACAAAACCAUUGAUGUCCUGAAGAACAAUUGUAUCCUGCAAAGGAGAAUCAGUGAUCAGUCAAGAAGGCAAGUCUUUAACAACAAAGACCAAGAGGUUGGGAAUAUGUGCUGUAUGCAUUCCUUUUAUUUUGGCAUCCUUCAAGGGACAAAGCCUCAUUAAAUUAGACAUAUCUAUAGGCGCUAUCUGGGUAAGUAAUUGUACUAUUUCUAUACAAGAGUAUUUUAUGAUAAACUUAUGUCCCAUUACAUCAAAUGAUGAUCCCAAACUACUAGUAGUCUGUUUGCUAAAAGAGUAGUCAUUUUCUUUGUGUGCAGAGGGCAAGAUGCAGCCUGACCCUCUACUGGUUUGCAUAUUAAGUUAUGUGGCACACAACUCAGACAAGCCCUUAUUUCCCAAAGAACAUCUGCAUAACAGGCCUUUUCCCCCUUUCUGAGCAAAACCACCUCUUUAAAGUCUCAAAA